This is a messenger RNA of Trichomycterus rosablanca, 1638 nucleotides long. RefSeq names its product protein kinase, AMP-activated, gamma 3a non-catalytic subunit (gene prkag3a). Bases 228 to 1136 code for a protein of 302 amino acids. The transcript is spliced from 13 exons. The record is from RefSeq and is a predicted model, not a curated record. Gene Ontology annotation, biological process: protein phosphorylation; regulation of catalytic activity. Gene Ontology annotation, molecular function: AMP binding; protein kinase regulator activity; protein kinase binding. NCBI's taxonomy places the organism in Eukaryota, Metazoa, Chordata, Actinopteri, Siluriformes, Trichomycteridae. Gene Ontology annotation, cellular component: nucleus; nucleotide-activated protein kinase complex; cytoplasm.
CGGAUAUGGAGUCUGUACAGCAGGAGGGGGAGUGUACUGACAGUCACCUCAUGAACAAUUCAGGAGGUGAUGGAUGAGCGCUUCACAUAGGAGAACCCUGAAAGUGGAAUAAAAUACAGAAACAUGAACUGCAGCAGGUGGAUUAGUUACGAGUUACUAGUUCAGUUUGUGUCUGGGUUCCAGUGGACGACCUCUCAGACCCGGACGCAGAAGCUUACCUGAACUUCAUGAAGAAACACACCUGCUACGACGCCGUUCCCACCAGCUGUAAGCUCAUCGUGUUCGACACCGCCCUUCAGGUGAAGAAAGCCUUCUUCGCACUGGUGGCCAAUGGUUUACGAGCGGCGCCUUUAUGGGACAGCAAGGUGAAGAGGUUUGUGGGUAUGCUGACCAUCACCGACUUCAUCAACAUUCUCCAUCGCUACUAUAAAUCCCCCAUGGUUCAGAUCUACGAGCUGGAGGAGCACAAGAUCCAGACAUGGAGAGACGUUUUCCUGCAGAACCAUCACCAGAGCCUCAUCAGCAUCACACCGGACGCAAGCCUUUUCGAUGCCGUCUACUCCCUACUGAGGCACAAAAUCCACCGGCUGCCCGUCAUCGACCCUCAAUCUGGCAACGUCCUGCACAUUUUGACCCACAAGAGAAUCCUCAAGUUCCUCUAUCUAUUUAAAACCACGAUCCCAAAGCCACGGUGUCUGCAGAAGACGAUUGAAGAGGUGGGAGUCGGGACGUUCCGGGACAUCGCCACCGUACAGCAGGCGGCGAGCGUCUACGACGCCCUGUCCAUUUUCGUGGAGAGACGAGUGUCCGCGCUGCCUGUGGUCGACGAAGAUGGGAAGGUCGUGGCUCUUUACUCAAGAUUUGACGUGAUCAAUCUAGCGGCACAGAAAACCUACAACAACCUGAGCAUGAGCAUGCGUGAGGCGGUGAGGAGACGGAGGUGUUACGUUGAGGGUGUCAUUAAGUGUUAUCCUGACGAAACACUGGAGACGGCGGUCGACAGGAUCGUUAGUGCUGAGGUCCACAGGCUGGUUCUGGUGGGCCGAGACGACAGGGUUCAGGGCAUCAUCUCUCUGUCGGACCUUCUGCAGGCCUUGAUUUUAUCUCCCGCUGGCAUCGACGCUCUGCCUCCCUAGCCGAAACAUGGGGGGUCGCCCCUGACCCUCUGUUCACUCGCUUCCUCCUUCCAUUCAUCAUCACAUCACAGAUAUUUCAGCACGAUGAGUCACGAUGAUCACACUCACGAAAUAAAGAAGAAUUGGAUUCUUUGUCAAGAAUAUCCAGCAUUAGAAGCUGCUGGAGCUGUCCACAGUCGAGCAAGCUGUACAUCACCAUGGACUAAAAGAUUGCAAACAUGUGGCAGAUCAUUUUUUGUUGUUGUUAUUGUCCAAUCGUGUCUGUUUGUAGAUGCCCAACCGCCUGAUAGAUCCCAACAUUUAUCGCUGCGCCACCCGAGCGCCCUGGUCUGAAAUGUGAAAUGCCGUUAUUAUUUAUACUUAUAUUAUAUUUAUUUUGAUUUCAGGUGAAUGAACCGCAUACCGAUGUCCACAUACUUUUAAGUAAGAUUGAAAUGUCAGUAUGUAAAAGAUUAAAGGGUAUAAUCUUUUAUCAUCUUUUAUAAAUAAAAGAUUAAGAGUU